CGCCGAGCUGGCGUCACCAGGACAACGGGCGUCGCCGGCGCGGUGUGACUUCAGGCUGUGGGCGCGCUCGCGGCCAUGGUUUUCUCAAAUAAUGAUGACGGCCUCAUCAACAAAAAGUUACCCAAGGAGCUCCUCUUAAGAAUAUUCUCCUUCUUGGACAUCGUAACUCUAUGCCGAUGUGCACAGAUUUCCAAGGCCUGGAACAUCUUAGCCCUGGAUGGCAGCAACUGGCAGCGAGUGGAUCUUUUUAACUUUCAAACAGAUGUAGAGGGCCGAGUGGUGGAAAACAUCUCCAAGAGGUGCGGUGGCUUCCUCAGAAAGCUCAGCCUGCGGGGCUGCAUCGGUGUCGGGGACUCCUCCUUGAAGACCUUUGCACAGAACUGCCGAAACAUUGAGCAUUUAAACCUCAAUGGCUGCACAAAAAUCACUGACAGCACGUGUUACAGCCUUAGCAGGUUCUGUUCCAAGCUGAAACAUCUGGAUCUCACGUCCUGUGUGUCUGUUACCAACAGCUCCUUAAAGGGCAUCAGCGAGGGCUGCAGGAGCCUGGAGUAUCUGAACCUCUCCUGGUGUGACCAGAUUACUAAGGAAGGCAUUGAGGCGCUGGUGCAGGGGUGCCGGGGCCUGAAAGCUCUGCUCCUGAGGGGCUGUACCCAGUUAGAGGAUGAAGCUCUAAACCACAUCCAGAACCACUGCCACGAGCUCGUGAGCCUCAACCUGCAGUCUUGCUCCCGCAUCACUGAUGACGGUGUGGUGCAGAUCUGCAGGGGCUGCCACCGGCUCCAGGCUCUGUGCCUCUCGGGUUGUAGCAACCUAACAGAUGCGUCCCUCACAGCCUUGGGCCUGAACUGCCCCAGACUACAAGUUCUGGAGGCUGCCCGAUGCUCUCACCUGACCGAUGCGGGCUUUACGCUGCUAGCUCGGAACUGCCAUGACCUGGAAAAGAUGGACCUUGAAGAAUGCGUGCUGAUCACCGACAGCACCCUCAUCCAGCUCUCCACGCACUGUCCCAAGCUGCAAGCCCUGAGCUUGUCCCACUGUGAGCUCAUCACGGAUGAAGGCAUCCUCCACCUGAGCAGCAGCACCUGUGGGCAUGAGAGACUCCGGGUCCUGGAGCUGGACAACUGCCUUCUGGUCACGGACGCCUCGCUGGAGCACCUGGAGAACUGCCGGGUCUUGGAGCGACUGGAGCUGUAUGACUGCCAGCAGGUCACUCGUGCGGGCAUCAAGCGCAUGCGGGCUCAGCUUCCUCAUGUCAAAGUCCAUGCCUACUUUGCUCCAGUCACACCUCCACCGGCAGUGGCAGGAAGUGGACAUCGACUGUGCAGGUGCUGUGUCAUACUCUGAUAGCAGCUGCUUAUGCCAUGGGCCCUGGCUGUUCCAUCAUCACCCAAUCUCGACUCCAUGGUGAAAGCAUUACAGGUAAAGACUUCGGAACAGAUUACAGUAACUGGUGAUGCUGUUCACCUUAACAUUGCCAGGAUACAAGCAAACCCAGGCCUGUGCCAUCCACAGCAAGAGUGGUGUAGUGUGACCUGGAGCCGGGCAGAGGUGGGUACCUAGUUAUGAGCCCCACCUGGCUUUGU
Molecule: messenger RNA, 1586 nt
Organism: Apodemus sylvaticus (European woodmouse)
Lineage: Eukaryota; Metazoa; Chordata; Mammalia; Rodentia; Muridae
Gene: Fbxl2
Product: F-box and leucine rich repeat protein 2
Exons: 15
Coding region: 76-1347 (423 amino acids)
Biological process (GO): SCF-dependent proteasomal ubiquitin-dependent protein catabolic process
Cellular component (GO): SCF ubiquitin ligase complex
Molecular function (GO): protein binding
Source: RefSeq, a predicted model, not a curated record